Trichomonas vaginalis G3 is the source of this 399-nucleotide messenger RNA. RefSeq names its product phage tail repeat-like family. The transcript has a single exon. The coding region runs from base 1 to 399 and encodes 132 amino acids. The record is from RefSeq and is a predicted model, not a curated record. NCBI's taxonomy places the organism in Eukaryota, Parabasalia, Trichomonadida, Trichomonadidae.
AUGAACUCAACAAAUCCAGCAACAGUUCUGGGUUUCGGUACGUGGGAACAGAUUGUAGAUAAAUUCUUAUACUGUGCGAACUCUUCAAAGCAAACAGGUGGUUCGAAGAAAAUUAAAGAAGCAAACCUUCCACCGCACACUCAUACAGGAACUACAAACACAACAGGUAGUCAUUCACAUUCAAUAACAAAAAGAGGUUAUACAAAUCUUGCAGCAGGUUCGGAUAGACAGGGAAUGCAUAGAUAUGAUAUUUCAAGUGACCCAGUAGAUUUAAGCACAGGUAUUUUCUGUGGAACCACAGGAAAUCAUUCACACACUUUCACAACAAAUCCAACAGGCUCGGGUGAAGAUUAUAUGCCACCAUUUGUGACUAUAUUCGCAUGGUACCGCGUUCAAUGA